GGUCCCCAACGUCUAUAGUGAAAACCAUCCCCUAAAAAUAAUCCUCAGUGUCUCAGGUUCUUUCUGCUGAGGACGAAUGAAAGGGACGAGAAACGUCGGGUGAAGGAUUUUAAUUCAUCACGGCAUUAAAAUAGGGGAGCUGACCUGCGACAUCCUUUAUGGUGCAAAGUGAAGUUAGUGAAUGGCGUCGGUUAUCCUUUAACUCCGGAGGAAUCCGGGGAAGAAGGAAGGCCGGGUUUACAAAGGGGACGGGGUUUGUCUGCCUUCGCCCGGCUGCAGCGCGGCUCCAUCCAUCAUGUCAGCCCCGCGCGGCCGUGCGCACGCGUGGCGCCAGGCGGCCGUGGGGUUCCUGCCGGUGCGGGCCCGGGGGUCUCUGGGGACGGCACCCACCCGCCGCCGGGCCCCGAGCGUGGUCUGUCCCUAGAGGCCUCGAGAAAGUGACCUCUGGACCCCGUCAUGUGUGCCUGCUCCUCCACAGCGCCAUCGUUCUCGGGUGGCUCCUUCCCCGGUGCCCCUUCUCCUUCCCUGGUGACUCUGCUCCUUCCCCGGUGUCCCCCGCUCCUUCCCCGACGCUCCCUACCCCACCCCCAGUGUCCCUUCUCUCUUCCCGGUGUCCCUCACUGCCCCGCACUGAAGCUGUCUCUUGUGUCCCCGCUGUCCCCCUCCCCAGGUGGCUCCCGCGGCGGCGAGUGGCCCGGGCCGACGACGUGAGGCGCGGGGCGGCGGUCAAUGAUCUUUGAGCAGGGGCCGCGGGCCUUGGCGAUCGCAGAGAGCAAGAUGCAGAAAACCGCCUACUACGACAACGCGGGGCUCUUCGGGGGUUACACGUACAGCAAGGCCGACGCCUACCCCUACGGCGCGGCCCAGCAGCCCUACGGUGCGGCCGGCCUGGACGGCGAGUACCCCGGCUCCGCCUGCUCCGUGCAAAGCUCCGCGCCCGGCCGCGGCCCGGCCCCCAAGGGCCCCGAGCUGGGAGGCAGCUGCAUGCGAACGGCCGGGGGCGGCCCCGGGGGCAGCCAGCCCCCCGGCAUCGGCGAGCAGCAGCCCCCGGCUCUGCCGCCGUCCUCCCCGCCCAAUCCCUCCAGCGCGCCCCCCCCGAAAAAAGCCAAGGGGGGGCCCAACGCCUCCGGCUCGGCCUCCGCUACCCUCAGCAAGCAGAUAUUCCCCUGGAUGAAGGAGUCCCGGCAGAACUCCAAGCAGAAAAGCACCUGCCCCCCCUCAGGUAGCCCCCGCCCCGUGGCCCGAUGUCCUUCCCACGGCCUUUCCCUGCAUCCCAGCGCCCCCCAGCCCGGCUGCAGGGGGCGGCCCGGGGGAUCCCAUCCCGUCUCUUCGACGGGCGCGGCCCCGACGGAGCCUUCACGGGCCGAGGGCCCCGAAGGAGGCGGCGGAGGAAGGAGGGUGCGGGGGGGGGUGGGGUGGGGAGAGGUGUGGGCGGCCGUCCCCGGUCCCACGCGGAGCGGGAGGGGCGGAGGGCUCCGGGGGACCCCGGUGGCUUUCGUGGGGGACCAACGGCUCUCCGUGCCUCUUCCCGCAGGAGAGAGCUGCGAGGACAAGAGCCCCCCCGGGCCGGCCUCCAAGCGGGUGCGCACCGCCUACACCAGCGCGCAGCUGGUGGAGCUGGAGAAGGAGUUCCACUUCAACCGCUACCUGUGCCGGCCGCGCCGCGUGGAGAUGGCCAAUCUGCUGAACCUGACCGAGCGGCAGAUCAAGAUCUGGUUCCAGAACCGCCGCAUGAAGUACAAAAAGGACCAGAAAGCCAAAGGCAUCAUGCACUCCCCCGCGGGCCAGUCCCCGGAGCGCAGCCCCCCGCUGAGCGGCGCGGCCCACGCCGGCUACUCGGGGCAGCUGCCCGCCGUCGGCGGCCUGGGCUACGACGCGCCGUCGCCCACGCCGUUCGCCAAGGCGCAGCAGAGCAUGUACGGGCUGGCCGCCUACACGGCGCCGCUGGGCGGCUGCCUGCCGCAGCAGAAGCGCUACGCGGGCGCGGAGUACGAGCCGCACCCCCUGCAGAGCGGCGGCGGCUUCGGCAACCCCGGCCUGCAGGGCAGCCCCGUCUACGUCGGGGGCAACUUCGUGGACUCGAUGCCGGCCUCGGGGCCCGUCUUCAACCUGGGCCACCUGCAGCACCCCUCCUCCGCCAGCGUGGACUACAGCUGCGCCGCGCAGAUCCCCGGCGGCCACCACCACGGACCUUGCGACCCCCACCCCACCUACACGGACCUCUCCUCGCACCACGCGUCUCAGGGACGGCUGCAGGAGGCCCCCAAGCUCACGCACCUGUAGCGGCCGGGCCGGCGGCGGCGAGCGGAGCGGGCUCGCCUCUAUUACCUCACUCCUCCGACGGGACGGGGCCG
Messenger RNA from Phasianus colchicus (ring-necked pheasant), 2354 nucleotides. The record is from RefSeq and is a predicted model, not a curated record. Lineage: Eukaryota; Metazoa; Chordata; Aves; Galliformes; Phasianidae.